This is a messenger RNA of Notolabrus celidotus (New Zealand spotty), 3971 nucleotides long. RefSeq names its product chloride intracellular channel 1 (gene clic1). The coding region runs from base 175 to 903 and encodes 242 amino acids. The record is from RefSeq and is a predicted model, not a curated record. The transcript is spliced from 7 exons. Lineage: Eukaryota; Metazoa; Chordata; Actinopteri; Labriformes; Labridae.
CUUUAUUUGCUGAGAGCUCAGCUCGUCACGCAGCACCAGGAAAUGGAGGAGCUGUUCGGGUGAUGAGUGUCGCUGCAGCAGCAGACCUGGGAGGAGAAACAAGCAGCAGGCAGCUUCAGGCGGCAGCGACAACUCUCAGCACCGUGAGGUCUCGUGCAUGAACAACAGGUGAAGAUGAGCGACGCGAAUCAGCCCAAAGUUGAACUUUUUGUGAAGGCGGGCAGCGAUGGUCAGAGCAUCGGGAACUGUCCAUUCUCGCAGCGUCUCUUCAUGGUGCUGUGGCUGAAAGGAGUCACGUUUGAUGUGACCACAGUGGAUAUGAAGAGGAAGCCGGACAUCUUGAAGGACCUGGCUCCGGGUGCCCAGCCUCCCUUCCUGUUGUACGGCAGCGAGGUGAAAACAGACACCAACAAGAUCGAGGAGUUCCUGGAGGAAAACCUUUCUCCUCCGAGAUAUCCUCGUCUGGCUGCUCGUAACCCAGAGUCCAACACAGCAGGCAUGGAUGUUUUCUCCAAAUUCUCUGCUUAUGUCAAGAACUCAAACCCUCAGAGCAAUGAAAAUCUAGAGAAAGGCCUGCUGAAGGCUCUGAAGAAGCUCGAUGACUACCUCGGCUCCCCACUUCCUGACGAGAUCGACGAGAAUAGCGCAGAUGAUGUCACUUCCUCGUCCCGCCCCUUCCUGGACGGCCAAGAUCUCACUCUGGCUGACUGCAACUUGCUGCCUAAGCUCCACAUUGUGAAGGUGGUGUGUUUAAAGUACAGAAACUUCAGCAUCCCUCAGUCUCUGUCGAACCUGUGGAGGUACCUGAACGCAGCGUACGCCAGGGAGGAGUUUUCCUCCACCUGCCCUAUCGACGAUGAGAUCCACCUUGCCUACUCCUCUGUAGCAAAAGCUCUCAAGUAGGAGGAUGAAAGGAUGCACCAACAGGACAACAAGCAAAAGCACAAACACACAUUUACUCACCUGUAAACAAGCAGCAUGGUCUACCUGUUUCUCAAGAGGCUUAAUUUAACUGUUAAUGCUUUGCUGCAGCUUUAACUGAGGCAACAAUCUGUUUUGCUGUCAUGAAACUUUACCCUGAAGUUUUCUUUAGAGAUUUUCCUCUCAGUUUUCCCUCUUAGAGGAAGUGUUUUGUUUGCCACGUGGAUUAGUUUACAUCAGGAGCAAAACAAGGAAGUACAAGAGUCAGAUAAGCUGAUGCAAAAACAAACACAUGCAUAGAAAAAAAGUCAACUGCAGCUAAAUAUAUUUCGCUUACAAGAUCUCUGGGACAGUCAUGAACUCUCUGGAUAACUUGUUGAUCACGCUGCUUGCAGGCUCAUACACAGACUCACACUCACUGUACAGGUCUCAUACUUAAAACUGCCUACCAGAUCACACUUCUGCGUGUACUGUGAAACCCUCUCAUGAGCUGAUUCAUCUCAUUUCACUUUUGGUGUCAAGGAAACAGGUUGUUUUUUUUAUCAGAAACAUGCACGCCAACUCCAGCUCACCUGCCAAAGUGUCUUUUGUGGUUUGGAUGCUUAAGAGUAAUUAUUUCAACACAGAAGGAACGAAGCCUUUAACACUUUAAGAUAGCUAGAGUUUUUAUGAAACAUGUAUUAACGUUCAGAAACGUGAACUUCUUCAGAGGGGAGGGCAGACUCAAGGCAGCAAACAGUCACAGUAACAGGAAACGGUUUCAAUAGACCUGGGCUUCCCCUUUUCUGUGUUCCCUCAGCAGGCGUGACGGAUUAUUCAAGAUUACAGAGCUUGUUGUUGAUCCGCUAAAGGGGCACUUUUCCAAAAUGUCGGGUUUUUUUCUAUCUGACACAGAUGAAUGAUUUUUUUGGGAGGAAGAUAACCGGUUGUGAGUGUAUUAAAUGUGCUGUAGACUUAAAGAGAAAAGGCUGUUGUUGUCUAAUCAACAGCAUGGCGCUCUUGAUGCCUUCACCAGCAGCUCACGGCACGUGGCCUGUUCUCACACAAGUAAAAAAAAAGAACAGGAAGUUAUAUAUGGACAUGCGCAGUUUUUAAAAUACAAGUAGCACUCGCAGCUUUGGACUGCAGACUGUUAAAUAAUCUUUAAAUAAUUUUCUUCAUUUUUUCUUUUUGUCAACAAAGACCAAAACCCACAUUUCAUUACGUGUUUACUUUAGAAGUUAUUCUACUUGGUAUGUCUGUGAAACUCGGCUCUACACCAGUUCUGAUGACAUGAACCUGAAAAAAGGGGGUUGCACUAAGACAUUAUUCUGUCUUAAUGCAAAGUUUUAUUUUUCCAAACUAAGUCAUAACUUCUGGGACUUUUGCAGCUGCAGAAUAAUACAUAUUUUAUACCCUAAUGUGUGUGUUAACAGAAAAGGGGUGAUGCAUUUGGGAAAUGUUAAAGAAAAUGCUCAGUGCCUACAUUAAACACGUUGUACAGUGCAGUUUCACACCAGUAUUAAUACCAGUUUCAGAGGUGUGGCACUUCCCUGAUUACCAACACAGAAGCCAAGACAACUGGAUAAAAAAGAAUGACUUUCACAUGUGCAUUUUUCAAUUAUUACUAUGCAAGAUUGUGCACAAGCUUCCUCCUCUCAUCAAACACCUUUUUAAAGUAUGUAAAGCAGUAUCUGUUUGCUCAGCCGUGAUGCUCUGCCAGUUGAGCUUGCAGACAGUGCAUGGUAACAUUAAGAGAUGAGUUAGAGUAUACUGUUGUUACAUUGUUUCCAAUAUAUGCUCACUAAAAUCUGUUUCAUGUCAACACAUUUUGAAAAUAUGUGCCUGUGCCGAUAUCUGUGUAAUCCAGUAUCGACCUGAAAGUAUCGGCUGCCUGAUACAUCAGUCAAACUUCGUACUGUGUAUCCAUACUUGGUUACUCAGGCUGUACCUAUUAGCAGGGUACAGCAAUAAUGGUCUUUUGAAUCUGUUGACAACAAGAAAAAAUCAUGUUCCCUUAUUUAGAUCUGUUAUAUUUCAUUAUAAACCCUCUACUUUUGCAGUCGGUCCUCUAGCUGUCACAUUUUGGAUUUAGAGGUCUGAAAUUCCCGUUAAAGUGACUUGAAGUUGAACUAGGACUCAUAAACUCCUUUGACUGUAGUCGCAGCUUGUGUAGAGGAUUUAAUUACAUCAAGGCAUGUCCAAAAUCAUAGAGCUCAUCUGUUUAGCUUUAGCCUUUUCUUCAGCAGGAUUUGGUAGAACCAACUAUUUUUCUGAGCUCAAAGUAGCCUCAUUUUGUUUGCGUCCUGUCUUUUAGGUCUGGAUUUAGAUCUUCGAAGGGAAUUACACCCAAGUGCAAUUAACACUGAUUGAAAAAGACAAUGUUGUAUAAAACUUUGACUGUGUUAAAGAAUCAGCGUGACCACAGUUUUUUUUUUUUUUUACUCCAUUUGAAGUUUGCAUGUUAAAUCCCUCCUUGGUGAAGCGCUGGGUUUGAUAGUAGACGUGUUGAUCUAAGAGAUGACACUGCUUAUUUGACUUGACUGAAUUGUUGUGGAUCUGUUUUUCUAAACAUAUAAAGGGAUUGUGUCUGAAUAAUUUCAGUUCUGAUGUAUUUUAGUAUUCCUUCUCUACAAACGUGGGAGAGUUUUUCACUUUUUACCGUAGGAUUUCAUACAUUUUCAGGGACUUUUAACUUUUAUAUAUACUCAUAUUUUACUCUUAAUUGUUUUAACAUCACUAUUUUUAACAUUUUUUAAUUAUAAUUAUUUUUUGUUGAUGUAUUUUCCAUAUUACAAUUUUCCCAUUGGUCUCUUCCACCACAAAUUUCCCCCUAAAACAUUCAAGCCUUUUCUUUGUCUGUUUUUUCAUCAUGCUCUCUGCCAUGUAGUCAAAUGCAGUUGCACUUAAAAGUCCACAGCAUCAAACCAGUGGUGUGGACACUAAUGCAGUAGUAUACACCAACAUGAAGACAAUCAAACUAAUAGCACAGCUGAAAUGUAUUUUGUACUUUGAAGCUCUUACAAAGACACAUGUAUUCAUAUUUUAAUAAAAGAAUCUUCAUAAUAAAU